GGUCUGGACAUGGACAGCUGGAAGAUUCAGGUUGUUGCUCUGACAUUUUGCACUUUGGUCCAAACUUCUCUCGCACUUUCUCGCAUCGUGGAAGCCUCUCCUGAACUAUUCCAGAAAUGGGAUGGCCCCCAAAGAAACCUUCCACUCACGGCUUUGUGGAAAAGAUCAAAGGCGAAUCGCUUCUAUGGACUCAUGGGCAAACGCUCCGGGACCAGAAGGCCACUUAAGUUCACCAGAAAAAAGAAAGGAGAAUCGUUCGUGGGCCUGAUGGGAAGAAGCAUACACACAGACUAUGGACCUGAAGACUUUCCAUCCGCAUCAACGGCUGACGUUUCACAGAAACCACAGGAACACGGGGCACCAGAGGAAUGGCUCACAGUUCAGUAUUGAUGGGGGAAGACAGAAAGAAAUCUUCUAUACAAUUUUAAAGCAACCAAAGAACCUGGAACAUACAAUCAUACAGCUUUCUUUAAAAAAAAACUGUUGCAAACAAAAACAGCUCUUGAACUCAUGAAGCACAUUUCAUGAAGGAAAUAAAAAAAUGCCUGAAAAUCUUCCAAAUGUGUCGUUUUUUUUCCCUGAAUACAA
Molecule: messenger RNA, 588 nt
Organism: Synchiropus splendidus (mandarinfish)
Lineage: Eukaryota; Metazoa; Chordata; Actinopteri; Syngnathiformes; Callionymidae
Exons: 6
Coding region: 10-390 (126 amino acids)
Source: RefSeq, a predicted model, not a curated record